AAAAGGACCUGCACGUUUCUCCUCCCUGUCUUUACCAGUGCUUUUGAGAACCAGCAGAACUUCUUAGCACAUAAAUGAACAGCUAAAACUCCUUUGCAAAUGAUGGCUGCAACUUCAGCUGAUUUACCAGCCAUUGGUCCACACAAGGAAGAAUUUUGGAGUAACCAAACCAACCUGACCAUAAAUGCCUCAGAAAGCCACAAUGAUGCCAGCUGUUCCGUGGAUGAUAAUAACUCACUGUCACUUGCUUUAAUAAUUUUUUACUCCAUUAUUUUUGUUGUUGGAUUGGUUGGAAAUAUUGUAGCCCUUUUUGCUUUCCUGGGCAUUCAUCAGAAGAGGAAUUCUAUCCAAGUUUACUUGCUAAACGUAGCUGUUGCAGACCUCCUGCUCAUCUUCUGUCUUCCCUUCCGGAUCCUCUAUCAUGCCACCAACCACUGGAUGUUCGGGCGGAUUUUUUGCAAGGUUGUGGGAACUCUGUUUUACAUGAACAUGUACAUUAGCAUAGUAUUGUUGGGACUAAUUAGUCUGGAUCGUUAUAUAAAAAUAACUAAGUCUGUGAAGCGUCCAAAGAUGCUAACCACUACCCGGAGUGUGCAGAUUUGUUGCACUGUGUGGGCGAUUGCACUGACAGGAUUUGUAGUGGUAGUUGCACCAUCUUUCUUUAAGACUGAGGACAGCAACUCUACCAAGUGCUUUCAUUACCGAAGCAAAAAGAAUGCAGAGAAGACAGAAGCAAUUUUAAAUUAUAUCACUGUACUGAUUUUUUGGAUAGUUUUUUUCCUUUUGAUACUUUCGUAUGUUAAAAUUGCCAAGAACCUUCUGAAAAUUUCGAGGCGAAGGGCAAAUUUUCCCAAUGCAGGAAAAUACACCAAGACAGCAAGAAAUUCCUUCAUUGUUCUCAUAAUUUUCACCAUCUGUUUUGUGCCUUAUCACAUGUUCCGGGUUGUCUACAUCACAUCACAGUUACAAAACCCAUCCUGUUACUGGAUGGAGAUCAUUCACACCUGCAAUGAGGUGAUGCUCAUAUUUUCAUCAUUUAACAGCUGCCUAGACCCAGUUAUGUAUUUCCUAAUGUCCAGAAGUGUCCGUAAGACUGUAUUCCAACUGAUUUGCACAAAGCUUCAUGGAGAGUCAGGCCUAAACCUGGAGAGCACUUCAGACAUAAAACUUGGCCAAUACGCUCAAGAGCGAUUAUCCACCACCACUCCUCACUCCAGCUACUCAAGGAAGAAGUCUGUGAUUUGAAUGUUGAAAUGGAUCUCUCCAGCUCACCAAUUUCAGAUCACAAAAUCCUCUACUCUACAGCUACUAAUUCUCUUUCCUCCUAUUAAAAAAAAAAGAGAAGUCGUACUUCUGGUUUGUGAAAAUGAGAAGUUACUUUUCAGAAGAAUUUUUUCGCUCUUGUUUAUCCAAGAAAACAAAUUAGGAAGUUCUCAUUUUGUGUUGGACUAAACUAGAACACUAACUCUUUAGGGACAUUUCCACAAAGGGGUUUGAACCUGUAAAAGUAAACUUGUAUAUGUACAUUAAUAUUAGUAGCUUCUGUUUGUAAAUAAUAGAUAAAUUUUGCAAAAAGGAAAUUCUGUCUGAUUUGAAAGAUGUAGAUACCAUUACAGAUUUUAUGCAUUUUAUGGUUUUCUCUGUUUUAAUAGGUUUCCAAGAGAACAGUAUUUUUGCUACAUUUAUAAAUGCAUUUUUAAAUAAAAUAUUUGAGAAUUUAGCAACGCGUGUCUCAAAAAUGAGGUGAAGAAUACAACAUCCAUCAAUUCAGUUUUAAGUACAGAAGAUACUCUUAGUUUCAUUA
Molecule: messenger RNA, 1804 nt
Organism: Onychostruthus taczanowskii (white-rumped snowfinch)
Lineage: Eukaryota; Metazoa; Chordata; Aves; Passeriformes; Passeridae
Gene: GPR34
Product: G protein-coupled receptor 34
Exons: 2
Coding region: 100-1245 (381 amino acids)
Biological process (GO): G protein-coupled receptor signaling pathway
Cellular component (GO): membrane
Molecular function (GO): G protein-coupled purinergic nucleotide receptor activity
Source: RefSeq, a predicted model, not a curated record